AUGGCUGCCUUUAAGAACACGUGUCUUGUUUACGAAGGUUCAAACUUCUUUCGACAGCGUUUAAUACUAUCCACACUUAGUAUGAGACCUGUGAAAAUUAAAAAUAUACGCUUUAAAGAUGAAGAACCCGGUGUUAGAGAUUUUGAAGUUUGCUUCACUGAAUUGCUUGAUAAAAUUACAAAUGGAACCCUUGUGAAUAUAAAUGAAACAGGAACAGUUGUAUAUUAUCAACCAGGUUUAUUAUAUGGAGGGAAAAUAGAACACGAUUGUGGCACUGGACGUUCAAUAGGAUAUUAUUUAGAGGCUUUGGUAUCUUUAGCUCCUUUCUGUAAAAAACCUUUGAAUGUUACACUUUAUGGUGUAACAAAUGAUGACUGUGAUCCUUCUGUAGAUGCCAUAAAAUAUUCAUCAUUACCUGUACUUAAAAAAUUUCUAAUCAAUAAUGAAGGUAUCGAAAUAAAGAUAAUUGGUAGAGGAAUGGCUCCUAAUGGAGGUGGUCAGGUGAAAUUCACCUGUCCUAUCUGUAAACAGUUAAUGCCAGUACAAUUAACAAAUCCAGGGAAAGUUAGAAGAAUCAGAGGUGUAGCUUAUGCAACUAGAGUUUCUCCACAGAUGGCAAAUAGAAUGGUAGAUGCUGCAAAAGGAAUACUUUUAAAAUUUUUAUCAGAUGUUUAUGUAUAUACUGAUCAUUGUAAAGGAAAACAUUCUGGAAAAUCUCCUGGUUUUGGUAUUUGUUUAGUGGCAGAAACAACUGAAGGUGCUUUCCUUUGUGCAGAAGCUAUAUCAAAUCCUUCUGGUUCAGAUAAAGGUCCUAGUGUUCCAGAAGAUAUAGGGAAAAAAGCAGCAUGUUUACUUCUAGAAGAAAUCUAUAGGGGUGGAUGUAUUGAUUCAUCAAAUCAGAGUUUAGCUGCUCUUUUCAUGGCUUUAGGACAAGUAGAUGUAUCAAAAGUUAUCACUGGUCCACUGUCACCAUACAUGAUCCAGUUUUUACGUCAUACUAGAGAUUUUUUGCAAGUUAUAUUCAAGAUGGAAGUGCAACAUCAAGAGAAUGAAAAUAUAGGAACUGAAAAAGUAUUACUUACUUGUGUUGGUAUUGGUUUUACUAAUUUAAGUAAAGCACAAACAUAAGUAUUUGUAAAUAUUGUUUGUAUAUAUUUUAAAUAAAUAUUUUAAAA
Molecule: messenger RNA, 1175 nt
Organism: Centruroides sculpturatus (bark scorpion)
Lineage: Eukaryota; Metazoa; Arthropoda; Arachnida; Scorpiones; Buthidae
Product: RNA 3'-terminal phosphate cyclase-like protein
Exons: 7
Coding region: 1-1128 (375 amino acids)
Biological process (GO): endonucleolytic cleavage of tricistronic rRNA transcript (SSU-rRNA, 5.8S rRNA, LSU-rRNA); ribosome biogenesis
Cellular component (GO): nucleolus
Molecular function (GO): RNA endonuclease activity
Source: RefSeq, a predicted model, not a curated record